Cylindrotheca closterium is the source of this 831-nucleotide messenger RNA. The record is from the annotation of a GenBank genome assembly. NCBI's taxonomy places the organism in Eukaryota, Bacillariophyta, Bacillariophyceae, Bacillariales, Bacillariaceae.
AUGGCCGACGAAGCAAAGGAAGAAACUCCUCCGCAAGAGGAAGUGCCUGAUGUAGAGGCCCAAGACUCCAAGCCUGCCUCCAAGCCUGCCGAUGCAGCAACUCCAGCUGCAGAAGGAGGAGAAGAGAAUUGUUUGGGGGGAGACAAGGUGCUCACACCAGUCACAAUGGGUGUUUUGGGAAUCUGUGGAGCCAUGGUAGGCCUUUACCUUGCUGCAAUGGGAAUUUGGGGUGGUGCCGUUGUGACAGUCGCUGGGUUAGUGGCAAUUAUUGUGGGUGGUCUCGUAUCCAAAUUUCAAUAUUUUGACUUGGAAAGCCUCGAGACCUUGCGAACAGUCCAUAACGGACUCAGGGCCUCAGUCAACGACUUUUCUGCCGAAAACACCAAGCUGGUUGCCAACAAUGAUCGCCUCGAGGAGGAAAUUGUUCCACUAAAGGAGUGUGAGGAAAAACUUUCCGCAAUUGCGGAACAAAGUGGUUCGGAUGUUAAGAAGCUCACUGGUUUGGUUGCAGAAAACCAAAAGACGCUUGAUACAAUGCAUGAAAUUCAAAAGCAAGAUACUGUGCAAAGUUUAAUGCAAAUUCUUAUGGAAGCUGACCGAGAUGAAGAUGGAGAGCUGACAGAUCGUGAAGUAAAACGUUUGAUGAACAAGAUGAAGAAUCUACCAGCUGUUAAUUUCAAUGAAGAACGUUUCGAGAGAAAGUUGGAAAACCACCGACAGCUCAGCACCUUUUUAACCAUGGUGCACGAAGUGAAUGAUGAAAGUGUUCCAAAGGAUGAUCGCAUAUUUACAGUCAGUGAAGAUCCGAAAGAAGUGGCGAUGGAAGAAUAG